Molecule: messenger RNA, 492 nt
Organism: Heterobasidion irregulare TC 32-1
Lineage: Eukaryota; Fungi; Basidiomycota; Agaricomycetes; Russulales; Bondarzewiaceae
Exons: 1
Coding region: 1-492 (163 amino acids)
Source: RefSeq, a predicted model, not a curated record
AUGAUCUCAUGCCCACUGGCCCACCGGCCGGCUCGCCCGCAUCGCCCACAUCGCCUCGCGCAUCGCAUGCGUUGCCCGGACCCCCGCUCGUCUCACCCGCAUCUUCCACUCGACGUCGCGCUCGCCUACUCGCUACAGCUUGACACCACCCACCAUCCCGGCACGUCCUCCGCCUCCUCCACCUUCGUCAACACCUCUGCCUCCGACGCCUCGUCCGCCGUCACCACCACCACCGCCUCCGCCUCCGCCUCCUCCACCUCCUCACGCCGCUCCACCGAGUCCUUGCGCACCAGGCCCAGCGCCAACCGCUGCGACCGCGACCGCACUCCGCAGGACCACUCCAAGUCCAUGUCCGCGGCGAGCACCGCUCACAUACGCGCUGCCCUCCUCGACCAGGCCGCCGCUGCCGCAUCCGUAUCCGCAUCCUCACGCACUGGCCGGCCUUCCCUUCCCCCGGUGUCAUGCCCCCCUCCACCCUUGGCUGCUGUAUGA